AUGCUUGGAGCAGUUAAAAUGGAAGGACACGAACACACCGACUGGAGCACCUACUACGCUGAGCCCGAGUGCUACACCUCUGUGGGCAACAUGAACGCGGGCCUGGGCAUGAACUCCAUGAACACCUACAUGAGCAUGUCCGGCAUGAGCAGCACGGCCAACAUGGCGGCCAACCCCAUGAACAUGUCCUACGUCAACACUGGCAUGAGUCCCUCCAUGACGGGCAUGUCGCCUGGCACCGGAGCCAUGAACGGCAUGGGCGCGGGCAUGACGGCGAUGAGCGCCGCUCUGAGCCCCAGCAUGAGCCCCAUGACAGCGCAGCCUGCGUCUAUGAACGCCAUCGGCUCUUACACCAACAUGAACGCCAUGAGCCCUCUUUACGGACAGAGCAAUAUCAACCGCUCCAGGGACCCCAAAACAUACCGCCGGAGCUACACGCACGCUAAGCCGCCAUACUCUUACAUCUCCCUCAUCACCAUGGCCAUCCAGCAGUCCCCCAGCAAAAUGCUUACGCUGGCAGAGAUCUACCAGUGGAUCAUGGACCUGUUCCCAUUUUACAGACAGAACCAGCAGCGCUGGCAGAACUCCAUCCGCCACUCUCUGUCCUUUAAUGACUGUUUCCUCAAAGUGCCCCGCUCCCCAGACAAGCCUGGGAAAGGCUCCUUCUGGACUCUGCACCCAGACUCAGGAAACAUGUUUGAAAACGGCUGCUACCUGCGCAGGCAGAAGCGCUUCAAGUGCGACAAGAAGCUCACCAUGAAGGAUUCUCGGAAGUCAGGUGACGGCUCUCACAGCAGCUCAGAGAGCUGCAACGGGAACGAGUCCCCUCACUCCAACUCAUCCUCAGGGGAGCACAAACGGGCCAUGGUGGACAUGAAGAGCCAGGCCCUGAGCCCGGAGCACGGGGCAGCCGCGUCCCCCGUGUCCCAGAGUCAGCAGCACCUCAUGUCCCAGCAUCACUCAGUCCUGGCGCACGACGGCCACCUCAAGCCCGAGCAUCACUACUCCUUCAACCACCCGUUCUCCAUCAACAACCUCAUGUCAGAGCAGCAGCAUCAUCACCACAAAAUGGACCUAAAAACAUACGAACAGGUCAUGCACUAUUCAGGCUACGGCUCCCCCAUGGCAGGCGCGCUCUCCAUGGGGUCAAUGGCGGGGAAACCCGGCCUGGAUGCAGCCUCUAUCCCGGACACUGCGUACUAUCAAGGCGUGUAUUCUAGGCCCAUCAUGAACUCUUCCUAA
Knipowitschia caucasica is the source of this 1242-nucleotide messenger RNA. Lineage: Eukaryota; Metazoa; Chordata; Actinopteri; Gobiiformes; Gobiidae. The record is from the annotation of a GenBank genome assembly.